AUGAGGCUGGAUGACACAGCAGAAGAGGAGGAGGAGCCAGACACUCAGGUAGAUGCUUCCAGUUUACAGACGGACCAGAGGACACCACAGAAGAAGAAGAAGGAGGCAGUGAAGGAAACAAGGAGCAUCAAGACUUCCUCUCUGUUCAAACACAAUCCAGAAAUCCCAGAGAUCAUCAGACCAGUUGUCUCCCAGUUAAAGGAGAAGAUUUUCGCCAGUGACUCAUUUUCCGAUCUGGAUCUUCAUCCACACCUGGUGGCGACACUGAACAAAGUCCUGAAUGUUUCCACGGUGACCAGUGUUCAGAAACAGACUAUUCCAGUUCUUCUGGCGGGCCGAGACGCUGUGGUUCGUUCUCAGACGGGUUCAGGUAAGACCCUGUCCUACGCCAUCCCCGUGGUCCAGAGUCUGCAGGCGGUCCAGCAGAAGGUCUGCAGGUCUGAUGGUCCCCUGGCCGUCGUCAUUGUCCCCACCAGAGAGCUGGCCCAGCAGACGUUCCAGAUCUUCCAGAAGCUCCUGAAGCCGUUCACCUGGAUCGUCCCCGGAGUCCUGAUGGGAGGAGAGAAGAGGAAGUCAGAGAAGGCCAGGCUUCGUAAAGGAAUCAACAUCCUGGUUUCAACUCCUGGACGUCUGGUGGAUCACAUCAAAAACACCCUAAGCAUCGCCUUCAGUGGCGUCCGCUGGCUCAUCCUGGACGAGGCCGACCGGACGUUGGACUUGGGUUUUGAGAAGGAUCUGACCAUCAUAUUAAACAGUCUGAACUCUACGGGACCGAGCAGACAGAACGUCCUGCUGUCUGCUACGUUAACUCACGGUGUAACUCGGUUAGCAGACGUUUGUCUUAAUGACCCGGUCAACAUUCAGGUGUCUUGCCCCGCCUUCUCUGACCUCACCACCACCAGCCCCGCCUCCUCUGACCCCAGCGCAGCCGGCCAGUCGGAGAGCUUUGCUCUGCCCGAGGCUCUGAAGCAGUACGUGGUGGUGGUUCCCAGUAAGAUCAGACUGGUCUGUCUGGCUGCUUUCAUACUGGACAAAUGCAAGUUUUCCCAGAACAACAAACUCAUCGUCUUCACUUCGAGCUGCGAGGCCGUCGAGUUCCUCCACGGCCUCUUCACCUCCGUCCUCUCCGGGCCCUCUUCCAAUCAGGGGCCUCGGCUCAGCUUCCUGCGUCUCCACGGCAACAUGAAGCAAGAGGAGCGCUUGGACGUCUUCCAGCAGUUUUCAGUGUCUCAGAGUGGAGUUCUGCUGUGUACGGACAUAGCAGCCAGAGGUCUGGACCUUCAACAGGUCACCUGGAUCAUUCAGUACACUCCUCCGACGACUGCAGCAGAGUACGUUCAUCGAGUCGGUCGGACGGCUCGUAUUGGAGGAAGAGGAAGCAGCCUCCUCUUCCUCACUCCUGCUGAGACCGCUUUCGUCACUGAGCUGGCCAAUCACAACAUCAGCCUAUCGGACCUGAAGUUGCAGGACAUCCUGUCCAGUCUGAUGAUAGAUGACACCUACAAGGGGCGGGGCAAAUACCACAGCAAGGCUUCAUCUAAAGCUCUGGAGCAGGAGACCAGAGAGAGGGCGACUGUUCUCCAGACGGAGUUUGAGAACUUUGUUCACUCAGACGUUCAGUCGGUGCAGAACGCCAAGAGAGCGCUGCAGUCCUUCCUGCGAGCAUACACCGCCUACCCCUCCCGCCUCAAACACAUCUUCCACAUCCGCUCCCUCCACCUGGGACACACGGCCAAGAGCUUCGGCCUCAGAGACGCUCCGCAGGGCCUCAGAGCAGCCUCGGGCCCUGGGGCCAGGACCCACAACAAGAACCAGAACCACAACAAGGACACCAGCAGCCAGACUGCAGCAGCAAGGAGGUUUUCCGCCCGUCAGCUGCUGCACUCCGAGUUCUCCAGCGGGUUGGAGGGAGCAGACGGCAAGAAGAAGAAGAAGAACAAGAACAAGUUUGGUCAGUCAGGAGAGGAAGAGGAGGAGGAAGAGUAGGAGGUGAGCAGAGGAGACGAGCUGCAGACAGCCGCCUGAUCCAGCCAGUCAGAUUCCUUCUUCCCCGUCAGGUGUUCAGAAGACAUUGAUGUCGUCAGUGAAGUGUUGAGGAAACAAACAUGACGCUUUAGUUCCGUCUGAACACAUUUCAAGUUUCUGAAACUUUGUCCUUAAGGAUCCUCCGGUGCUGCUCUCUGAUUGGUCAACAGCUUCUUCACUCUUUUUAAACAGUGAAUGUGUUUUUAUUGACUUUAUUGACUUUCAGGAGAAACAUUUAGAAACAAACUGUUUUUGGACAAACUGAACUGAAGAUGAUUCAUUGUUUAGUUCUUCAGAAAUAUGUGAUGAAGAUGUUUGUCGGAUAUUUAAAUAUAAAAAACAUGUUUUUUGUACUCUGAUGAAGAUUUAUUGGAAAAUAAAAUGUUUUCUUUGCUCUCGAAGACAAAACAAUGAAGUUGUGUGAACGCAGUCUUACUUCAUACUGUAUAUUCAGUAAUACUACAGUAACUCUACAGUAAUACUACAAUAAUACUGUGGUAUUUCUACAGUAAGAACUAAAUAUUAAAAUGUUUAGAAGCUCAGUUGGUUGAAGAGUUUCUGUUAAAGAGAAAAGGUUUAUGGUCUCUUAACAUCAUUAAUAUUUCAUCAUUAAUCGAUCUGUUCAUGUGGAUCUGAUUUAAUGAACCUUCUCAUCAAAUGAUUGAUGAAACUUCAUGAUCAAUAAACUCCGAUGGUUCUGUUUAUCUUGUGGAACAAUCCGCUGAUUGAACUCUAGAUGAGUCCAAACACCCAACAGAGUCCCAGUCAGCCUCAUGAGACCAGGACUAAGACCGGGACCAGUCAGAGACCAGGCCCCUGUCACCGUGAGUCCAGACCAACCAGGACUUUACCAAACCCCAUGAAACCAGAAUAAGUACCAGAUGAGUCCAAUCUAAAACCCUUAAAGCCAAAAUACAAUCCGUAAGAAGACUCUUCAGUUCUUUCACACUUUGUUUAAUCAGAAACAUUGAAGAUACAAAACCAACCGUAACGGAGUAACAUCAACAAUGAUUUGCAUAUUUAUUGUAAAUAUAAAAAACUGAACUAGUCGUCUUCGUCUCUCAGAUUUGAACUUUGAGUCCGACAUUAAGGACAGAACCACGUUUAGUUUAUCUUCUGGUCCAGCCUCCAUCUGAACAACCUGUGGUCCUUUUUAACGUGAUGUGAUGUCACACCUGCUCAACCAAUCAUGAGCGACGUCAUUGCCUCCAGUACUUGAAAGUACCUCAACCUGGAGUUGACUCCUGACCAGGGUCCAGGUUUAGUUCCAGGAACUGGUCCCUCUAGCCAGUGUCGAGUCGUGAACCAGAGACCAGGACCAGGACCAUGUCGUCAGGAACAUCCUGCAGCUGAAGAGGAUCAAUAGAAGUCUCUUUCAUCACUUUAAUAAUCAAACGUUCUGUAGAAACCAGUGCUACCAGCGUGCCGGUGUCAGUGGGGGUGUGGUCCGCUGUGGGUUAGGACUCGAGGAAGCAGGGGCGGGACCUGGUGGUGGGAGGCAGGGCCUCGGUACAGGUAGAGGUCCGGUGUGGGCGGGGCACGAGGAUACAGGA
Anarrhichthys ocellatus (wolf-eel) is the source of this 3578-nucleotide messenger RNA. It is a transcript of the gene ddx31, whose product is annotated as DEAD (Asp-Glu-Ala-Asp) box polypeptide 31. Lineage: Eukaryota; Metazoa; Chordata; Actinopteri; Perciformes; Anarhichadidae. The transcript is spliced from 19 exons. The record is from RefSeq and is a predicted model, not a curated record. Bases 1 to 1986 code for a protein of 661 amino acids. Gene Ontology annotation, molecular function: RNA helicase activity; nucleic acid binding; ATP binding.